CCCAAGCGAGCUGUAACCCUCCCCCUCUUCCUCCCUCUCUCUCUUUCUCACUCUCUCUGUCUGCAGAAAAGUGUCGGUAACCCUGUUGCCCUCUGCAACUCCAGAUCCCACACGUGUACGGACAGAUCCGGCCAUGCCGACAGAAGUCUUCUCAUAAAAGGAUAUCCAGGCAGAGACAAAGGAUCUGGCUGAAUUGGCAAGACCGGGAGAUUCCCAGCCACUGCAAAUGGGGCCCGGUCAGGACCUGCAGGCCAAGAGUAAGGUGAGAGUUCUCACAGAGAUCACAGAUCCCUUUAUGGAUCGAAUGUUCCUAUGGGAGUAGAGAAGAGGAAGCCCUUAAAGCAUAAGAGGAACUUGGCGGUUCUCAAACUGGACACCUCGGGACUGGGACUGCUCUAGAAAGAAGUUCUUCCAGUUGCCCUUGGAUGCUGAGUGGACUGGGAUCACCUAGGUAGGCACCAGCCUAUUUAAGCAAGGAGGACCAAGAAGCUGAGGACCAAGAAGUUGGGGACUCCCGCCUCCUGAGCAUGAUGUCCUACAUCAAGCAACCACAUUACGCGGUCAACGGGUUGACCUUGGCUGGGCCAGGCAUGGAUUUGCUGCAUUCCGCGGUCGGAUACCCCACCACCCCUCGGAAACAGAGGCGUGAGCGCACCACCUUCACACGGGCCCAGCUGGACAUCUUGGAGGCGCUCUUCGCCAAGACCCGCUACCCGGACAUCUUCAUGCGGGAGGAGGUGGCGCUGAAGAUCAACCUGCCUGAAUCCAGAGUGCAGGUUUGGUUCAAGAACCGCAGAGCCAAAUGCCGCCAGCAGCAGCAGCAGAGCAGUGGCCAGGCCAAGGCACGCCCGGCAAAGAAGAAAACUUCUCCUGCCCGGGAGACCAGCUCGGAGACCAGCACCAAUGGGCAGUACAGCCCUCCACCAACCGGCACUUCGGUGACGCCUAGCUCGAGUGCCAGUGCCACCGUCUCCAUCUGGAGCCCAGCCUCCAUCUCACCCAUCCCAGACCCCCUCUCCUCCUCCACCACACCCUGCAUGCAAAGGUCCACAGCCUACCCCAUGACCUACACCCAGGCCCCUGGCUACACCCAGACCUACGCUGGAUCUACCUCCUAUUUCAGCGGCCUUGACUGCAGCUCCUACCUGUCACCAAUGCACCCGCAGCUGUCUGCACCUGGAGCUGCCCUGAGCCCCAUCGCGACCCCAACCAUGGGCAGUCACCUGAGCCAGUCCCCAGCAUCUCUCUCCAGCCAGGGUUAUGCCACAGCCGGGCUGGGCUUUGGCUCGGUGGAUUGCCUAGACUACAAGGACCAGGCGGCCUCUUGGAAGCUCAACUUCAAUGCGACCGACUGCUUGGAUUACAAAGACCAGAGCUCUUGGAAAUUCCAGGUCUUGUGAAAGGCAACAUAGGCCACGUCCCU
Messenger RNA from Hemicordylus capensis (graceful crag lizard), 1423 nucleotides. RefSeq names its product homeobox protein otx5. Gene Ontology annotation, biological process: regulation of transcription by RNA polymerase II; multicellular organism development. The record is from RefSeq and is a predicted model, not a curated record. The transcript is spliced from 6 exons. Gene Ontology annotation, molecular function: RNA polymerase II cis-regulatory region sequence-specific DNA binding; DNA-binding transcription factor activity, RNA polymerase II-specific. The coding region runs from base 528 to 1400 and encodes 290 amino acids. Gene Ontology annotation, cellular component: nucleus. Lineage: Eukaryota; Metazoa; Chordata; Lepidosauria; Squamata; Cordylidae.